AAGCAAGAUGGCUAUGCUUGCAGAGAAGAAAACGAAACAGAAAUGGAGCAAUGAUCCACGUAACACGGCUUGGACAAAUGGUAAGGAACUAUUUUGUGUGAUAGUUUAAAUAGCUGAAUCUCCUUGAACAUUUUCUUUCUCCGUGUUUCACAAUUUCAAAAAUGUUUCUCUGUGUUUCUGAACGACCACUGCGACCGAAUGCUCGGCCCCGCUGAAUGCACUACGACCAAAAAUAUGAUCAUGAUCUAAAAAGCUUAUGUGUGCUUAUUCAUUUGUAUGGAAGGGGUUGAUAGAAAGGAAGCGUUCUGCACUUCUGCAUACGUUGUUUUAUUCAUAUUGACAUUACAGUAACCACAGUUUCUAUUUGUUUUCGUAGUACCGGUAUUUUUCAUUGAAUGUCACUAUGCGGAAUCUCCCCAUUCCCCAUUGUUUUAACAAUGGGAAAUUUAUAAUCAUUGCAUUUGCAAAUGUAGCGAACGUGUGGCCGCAGGCUAUUGCAAGUCUAUUGCAGAGCUAUUGCAGGCUAUUGCUUGUGGAACUUGGUUGGGAGAAAAUGCAACAUACGUUACUCUGGUUUAAUACCUGAUUUUGAAGUGCACCUCAAUGACUUGUCUCAGAAGUGGAGGUAGUGGUAUAACCGGAGAAGGUGGGGGGGGUGGGAGGGGGAGACUGCUAUAAAUUGGCUAUUUCUGUAGGCCUCUGUGAAGGGUAUGGCUUUCAAGUAGUUAUUCUGGGGCAGGUAUAGAAACCAGAGAGUUUGGACCAAGAAUAGAGUAGCAUUUUCCAGGAAACUGAUCAACUCAGGCAGGGAUCUAGGAUAAAUACUGACUGAUUUCCUAAACGAGCUAGAGGGUCCAGUGGCAGGCUCCCCCAGGGGAGUUUUUGGAUUUUUAACUCCUUUAAGUCCUCUUUCCUGCAUCUUUUUCCGAGUCAUUUGGACGGGAUAUUGGACAGAGUUUCUUUUUGGAAAGUGUUUUAUUUAAUUUUUGUUGAAAAUAUAUUUAUUAUGAAAAAUCUGACCGAUUUCCGUAAAACGCUGGAAGCCGGUGUGGAUCCGCGCCUGCAACUGGUUGAAGAUUUUAGUCUAGACUAGAAAAACCAGGAAUUGACUUAGAGCAAAGAAAAUUAAAAUUUAACGUAAAGAUAAAACUUAAUUGCAAUAACAAUAAACAAAUUAUUUUCCUGACGAUGUCUUCUUUAGCAUUUUUUUCAAUCUAACUUUUUUUAAUGUUGUUAAUACAGUCAAACCUCUUUAAUACAGACACCAACGGGACAGAACCAAGUGUCCCCUUUACAGAGGUGUGCAUAUUAUAGAGGUAGAGAAUGUAUGAGUUGUGGCAUUUCUGGGACCAAACGAACUGUCCGUACUAGAGAGCUCUCUGUAUUAUAGAGGUGUCCGUAAGGAGAGGUUAGACUGAAGUAUUUUUUCUGUACUAACUCUAUGCCCAAGAAUUUGAGUUAUUUUGCCUAUUUUUCUUCUAUUAUUAAAUGAUCAGACACCAGCCGAUUUGGUUACCAGAUGUUAACUAAGAUGGGAUGGGAGAGUGGUAAAGGACUGGGGGCUAAUGAAGAUGGAUUGACAACUCAUGUCAAGGCUACAAAGAGAAGGGAUAACCUGGGUAAGGAAGAGUAGUAUAUUUUGCAGAUUGAUGUCCUUUUCAGAAAAAGAGCAGGAGUGUUUAUCAGUUGGCCUGAAAAUCUUCUUUUUAGAUCAGUGAACUUAUAGUAAACAACAUGUUUUUCGAUAACCUUUCCCAAGAAAAUAGGAACUGCAAACUCAGCCUUGUUUUGGCAGUUUUGAUUAAGAAUACAAGUAAACAUUUCAUUUAUCAUUAUACAGUCAAUUCUCCCAUAGCGACCACUUCUCAUGAGCAACCACCUCCUGUAAGCGACCACUUUGUAAAUAACUGUUUUGUUUCUUUGUCAAAUACUGCUUCAAAAACUCUCUUGUAAGCGACCACUUCUCAAUAAAUUAUUUUAAGCAACGGUGACCACUUUUAAGUCCAGAAUUUUGACAUAUUCUUUACAUUGUUUUUUGUUUCUAGCAAGCGACCACCUAGCAUGAUCGUGUAUGAUUAUUUUCUUGAUUUGUCCCAUAGACGACCACCUCCUGUAAGUGACCACUUUGUCAUGCACCAAGGGUUGCCACUUACGAGAGAGUUGACUGUAUUAUGUUACUGCUUUCCCUUUAAUAUUUACCUUUUUUCAUACACUGAGUUGCUUCUUUAAUAAUAUAGUCCAUGUAAACCAUGGUUUUGAUAGGUACACGCAACUUACUACCUAAUUUUUUUUGGUGUCUGAAAAACUGCACAGCUCACUAGCAACACCUUCGUCAAAUUACUGAAACUGAGAUUUGUAGAGUACACGAUAAAUUAUGUCCACUAUAAUGAUAUAAAAUUAUAUUACUCAGGCUGUGUAGUGACUAGUGGAGAUAAAUGAUAAACGUCCCCCACUUUUUAAAUUCAGAUCCAUGAUGAUAUAUGAUUAUCUACUCUGUUACAAUAACAUUCAGGUCUGGGAGCUGACAAAUCUAAUGAAGAUAACUGGUUAUCACAUCAGAUGGCAUUUGAUGAUUUGUUGUCAAAGCUUAAUGACAACACAGAAAGUGGAAUUGGUGAGUUUCCUAGACAACUUGAAUUCACUUAAAAUAGCCUGGAUAUCUGUGUUUCUGAUUAGUGACUUAUGAAAAAAGAUCUGAAAACAUGGAUCAUAAACUUCUGGCCCCAGUUGUUUGAAUAGUGAAAAAUGCUAGCAUCUGGAUAGAUUUUAAUCCACUGCAUAACACAGUCGGUUUCCCUGAUACUCAUCCACUAGAUAGUGAUUAUCUGGUAGAUAUCACUAUCCAUCAUUUAAACAACCAGCAUCUAAUGACAGAUGCUGAGGAAGAAGGCCCUUUUGUUUAUAUUAAAUUGAGGCCCACAAUGCUGAGGUGCUGAGGUACUUCAAUUUAACCACAGCAGAGAGCCUCCAUUCCUAACCCCUUUCCUGGAGGUCUAGAUCAGCCAACAGUCACAGAGGCUCGAUGACUGAGUUUUUGAAAUGUUAUUCCUCCCCGCCCCCAAAAAAAGACGAAACAAAAACAUAGUUGUGAGAUAACAGCAAAGCAUCCUACCCCAUUAACCACUCUAUUAUUUGCUGUUUUCGUUGACAUAGGAGAAGGCAAACCAAAGGGAAAGGCAAAGAAACAUGACAUGGAAAAGACAGCUCGGCAGUCAAGAAAGCGAGUCUUGUAGGUGCUCCUUAUUUAGAUGUUGUACUGUGGGUAAAAAUGAAAUUCGGGUUAAAAUAGUUUCAAUCUAGGCUGAAUUCAAUUCCCUUUGUUUCCUAACUCUAAUAUUAUGCAUGACUGACUCUGUAAAUAAACUGUGUCAAGAGUACACCUCAAGUAAGUGGUAACUAUCAAUCGUACCAUGGGUGUGUCAAUGUACCCUGGUUUCACAAGACAGUUUAAGUCUCAACCAAGGGUAACAACAUUGUACUUUGGUACCAGGGGCUAAUUUAAGGGUAGGUCCGAGGGGAGGUUCCCUUUUUUGUAAAAUUUUCUUUAACUGUUAAAGGAUUCUCAGUGAAAUAAAAAGCAUCUAUAUAGCUGGCAAGUGCUGCGGCCACCCCUUUCUGAAUUUUUUGGAUCUGCCCCUAAAUACUCUUUUUCAGUAAUCACUCUUUUAGGUAUGUUCAACAAACUAUCCUUGUUUUGAAGCUGACUUACAUUGUACAUAAAAACGUUGUCUCCUUUAUAGCUACAAUCGCUUCAUUCAGAGCAAAGACUUAUCAUCAAAAUCCGCUGAAGACAUGGCAUGUAUCUUUGGUCAGCGAAGCAAGUCAGCCCCUGGAACUCCUCAGGAUUAUUCAGAGGUUGUUAUAAACCUAAAAGUACUUUAACAUUAAUUUGUAGCAUUCAAUUUUAUUUCGUUUACUGGUUUGUAGUUUACUCUUUAGAUGAAUAGUAAACUGUUUUUUUUCUUGAAAUCUUGGCUUACGUACUUGAGUUUGAGGCAAAGGUGUGUUUUUUGUCUUGGUGAAUCUAGAAAAGGUGCAAUACACUUGAAUUCAACGUCUUUCCAGAAACGUUUUCAAUAUGGAUCACCAGUUAUCUUCUCUUGACUACUCCCGUUUUUUUUCCUUAGGUGUAGAAAUCAUUAUAAUGCCUGAGUAGUACAUUUAAGUAGCUUUCACAAGGCUGUUGAGUUCAUAAUGCGCGAUAAUUAUUUUUAGAUGUAGAAGGUAGACAUCAAAGAUUUCUUUUUGCUGCAAACAAACUUACAACCUAUAAGAAAAGGAAAUUAGAGAGAUUUAGAGUCACGUCUACGGCAAACGUGAAUUUGUGCCACGUGACCAAGUUUUGCCUGUACUUGUCUCUGUUCUUUACUUCUACAAAAAAAUGAGUUGUUUCACGGUUUUUUCAGCCAAAAGAAUUGUUUUAGAGUGUUUUUAUCUGCUCAUUUUCUAUUUUGAGAAAUUCUCAACUCGAGUCUGCCCUUUACCGUAAUAUAAAAGUGACUCCAAAUCUCUCUAUUGUAUGAACGUGUCUGCGCCAUAUUGGGUAAAUAGGUAAGCCCUUUAGCUGCAAUAAACUAUCUAGCUGUCUGUCUUAAUUCUGUAUGAACCUUCAGUGGAACUUUUCAAUGGAAAACUCACGAGAAAUAGAUGGUAUAGUAAACAUAGUUUUCUUAGUUUUGUUAGGAAGUGAAAUUGAGAGCGUUUUCUCGUAUUUGUCUUCCUGUUUCCCGUGUUAGGGUGAAGAGUCAGACGAAAGCACAUCGUCUUGUCCGCCUCCAGCCAUCCACGGUGUCAAAACCAUCACCUCAGGCCAGAGUAUUCAAGAAUACUUUGAGAAAAAGAUGAAAGAAAUAAAGGCCGCGAGGGAGGGCAAGGCAGCGGGACAAGAGAUGAACAAAGAGGAACAAGCAUCUGCAGAUGAAAUUCAGGGGAAUAAUUCGGCGAAUCCAGAAAACUGUGGGAAAGAAUCGAAGUUAAGGAAAAAGAAGAAGGAGAAGAGACGAAAGAGAAAAUUUUCAACGGAGAAUCCUGAGCUGCAAAGCGAGGAAGUUAGUACAGAGGUUGAUAAAGAUGAGCGCUCCGCAAAGAAAAAGAAGAAAAACGAGGAUUUGGACGUGAAACUCGAAGAAAGCGAGGAUGUAGUUGUAGUCCAGGAAGCACGAAAAGUGGAGAAAAAGAACCGGAAAAGAAAGGAAAAGAAUGCUAAAAUGACAGACUUUGAGAUUUGCGACGUUGAUGUAAUUCAAAGUGACAGCAAAGAGUGUUCGACAAUGAAGGAUGUGAAACCUAUAAAGGAAAAACACAAGAGCUGUAAAAACAAAGACAAGAGUAUAUCUCAUAUAGAGAAAAGUGUGAUAAAAGACAAGAAGGUUAAAUUGGAAAAGCCAAGAGACAUUAGUGAGGAAGAAGAAAGUAAAAACAAUAACGGAAAGAAAGGGAAAAAGGGUAGAAGUUGUAUUUCUCAUGACUUGGCCAAUGUUGAAUUUGUGGCAAAGAAGGAUCGAAAGAAAAAGAAGAAAAAAGAUAAAUCUAAAGAGGGCAAGAAACGUGAAUAA
Porites lobata is the source of this 5555-nucleotide messenger RNA. The record is from the annotation of a GenBank genome assembly. Lineage: Eukaryota; Metazoa; Cnidaria; Anthozoa; Scleractinia; Poritidae.